Messenger RNA from Myripristis murdjan (pinecone soldierfish), 2854 nucleotides. It is a transcript of the gene ncoa5, whose product is annotated as nuclear receptor coactivator 5. Gene Ontology annotation, biological process: regulation of signal transduction. The transcript has 12 exons. Gene Ontology annotation, cellular component: nucleoplasm. Bases 323 to 2230 code for a protein of 635 amino acids. Gene Ontology annotation, molecular function: RNA binding. The record is from RefSeq and is a predicted model, not a curated record. Lineage: Eukaryota; Metazoa; Chordata; Actinopteri; Holocentriformes; Holocentridae.
GUAGGGUGGGAAUAUGCUCAGGAACUAUGGCUGUAGCGUAGAAGAAGAGCAUUGUGAGGAGACGUUCCGGCCUUAGGAAGUGGCGGUGUCUCGUUCCUUGGCCUUGUGCAAGUGAAACCAGAAGGAGAAGAAAAAUCACAUUGAAGAUUUGAGCCUUGAGAGACAGCACAUUGUGAAUAAUGUGGACACUGAAGCCAGGGCAUCCAGGAUCAAGUUAAGGAUCGUGGACGUCAAUUUAAAGGCGCUCAUACACGAACAAAAACAAAAUCUUUCAAGCGUUUGCCGUGCGAAGAAGACGACCUGUAAGCUUUGGGAUCUAGUCAUGUCUCGUAGAAGAAGCCGCAGCCCAUCACCUGGGCGUUACUCCCGCUCCUGCAGCAGUAAUGAUCCCAGAGAUUUGGAGAGACGGAUUUUUGUUGGAAAUUUGCCGACAUCAGACAUGGAAAAGAAGGAUUUGGAAGACCUGUUCAACCAAUAUGGGAAGAUAGUCGGCGUUUCCAUGUUCCGUGGGUUUGGAUUUGUACAGUUUGAACGUGUUGAGGAAGCUGAAGCAGCAAAGGCGGGACAAAAGGGUCGAAUAUAUAAAGGUUAUAAAAUAGAUGUAAAUAUGGCAGUGGAACGACGGCAACCUAAACCUCAAUCCCAGCAGAGCCCUCCACGAAGGGCUCCAUACAGCAGUUAUGGGGACAGCAGAGAUAGCCGACCCCGAUCCCGCUCACCCAUAUAUGGUCGUGAAGCACGUGAGACCCGGGAUGGCCGUGACGGGAGGGAGCCUAGACCAGGUGGCCACCCUCGUGACCAUGAUUCCCGUUACCGUGGCUCAGAGAGCAGAGAGAAGGACCUCAGGAGCGACCCACGGGAUCCUGCUUACAGCAGAGAGGAGUAUGAUCGAUACUAUCGCAGUGGAAGUGGUGCAGAAGACUAUUAUCGGAAGAAAGACGAUCCCUACCGGGACCCUUACAGAGAUCCAUGGAAUGGACGCCGUGAGCCAGAGGCUGUAGAUGAUCGUGGCCGCCCGGAAGAGCGCAGACGUAACGAAUUGUAUCGACAGUACUAUGAAGAACUUCAGCGGCGUUACGACACUGAGCGGCCUGUUGACUGCUCCGUUAUUGUGGUCAACAAGGCACAGAAUAGGGAAUAUGCAGAGACGGUUGGGCGGAAGGUCCGUGAUCUAGGUAUGGUGGUGGACCUGAUCUUCCUCAACACAGAAGUGUCACUGACCCAGGCCCUGGAGGAUGUUGGCCGUGCCCGCACCCCCUUUGCCAUCAUCAUCACCCAGCAGCACCAGGUCCACCGAUCCUGCACUGUCAACAUCUUGUUUGGCACGCCACAAGAGCAUCGAAACAUGCCCAUGCAGGAUGCCAUGAUACUGGUGGCCCACAACUAUGAUGCUUACAAAGUGGAACACCGUGACAAAGAACGAGAAGAGAUUGCCAGGAAGGCUGCCAAGAUGGCCGAUGAUGUGCUGCUCAGGGAGCCUGACAGAGAGAGCCACCCGAUCUCCCUUCUGACCACCAUCACACUGUUGUCUGAGAGCAGAUUUGUAACUCCAGAGGAGCUGGAUAGUCUGAUUGCAUACCUGAAGGACAAAAGAGCUCGCAUGGUACGAGGCAGUGCAGAUCCUCAUGCAGCUGCAACCUCUGUGGCUACCCACCUAGAUUCUCAAGCCCCGUCCUCUGCCCUGGCACCUCCCUCCAGCCACAUUGGCUUAGCACCUGUCUCCAGCACUCCACCUAACCCCAGCCACCAGCAGGAGCUGCAGGCUAAAAUCCUCAGCCUGUUCAACAGUGGUACAGGUGCGUCAACAGGAGGUGUACCACCACCAUCAGCCAGCUCCUCCCUGUCCUCCCAGGCCUAUGGCUCCAUGGGCCAGCACCCCUCAGGCCUGUCCCACUCCUCCUCAGGGCUCCCACCCCCUUCACAGAGCUCACAAAUGUUAGUAGCCCGGCCGUCAAUGGCCCCAGCUGGCCCUUCAUCAGGUGCAUCUCAGGGGUACGGCAUUCCACCAGGCCGCAUGCCAGCCAUGCCGGGCAGCCAGAGACCCCCCAGCUCAGCUUCAGGCAUCAACUUUGACAGCCCGAGUGUCCAGAAAGCCUUGGACACCCUCAUCCAGAGUGGACCAUCAAUCAACCACCUCGUGAGCUCUGGUAGCUCACAGCAGCAACCUCCCAGGUCGGGACCCAGCAUGGGCCAGGCUCCACCCAUGUCCAUUUAUCCCCGACAUUACUGAUAGCUUUUGUAGUGAAGAAAUCCUGUCUCCUAAUGUACGGUCCAGCCCUGUGAUCCAAACAGACCACACAUAAAUUUCUGUUCAGUGAAUUCACCAGCUGUGUGUGUGUGUGUGUGUGUGUGCGCAUAUAUAGAUUGAAUGUAGACAGAUUGUUUUGAUUAUCAUAUUUGUGAACGCUUUUAAUGCUUUUUUUUUUUAUUUUAUUAUGGAUAUUGUGCUCGGUUGUUUAAAUUUAGUGACUUGUUAAGACUAUUUGGUGGUCUGGCAUUUUCACUUCUAACUGACCAGAGGUUCUUAUUCAGUCUUCAGUGCGAAUUGAACUAUCAGGCAGUAUUGCAUGUGUACAGGAUAGUUUGGUUCAGUGGACUCCUGAGUUCUUUUCCAAACAUGACCUCUGUAAACUGUUGUCAUAAUGUAGUUUUUGCUCCACAAAACUUUUUGGAAAAUUUGUAACAUUGUUUUCAUUGUUGAACAAAAUAUGAUUGAAGACUCAAACACAUUUACUGUAAUAAAAUGGUAUUGGUUUAUUGCAUUUUGUGCUGACAAAUCUAUAAAAUGGAACGGGUAUCGCCAGAAGCCAUAGAGAUAUAAGCAUUUGAAAUGUAAGAUAAAACUACUUUUUCC